This is a messenger RNA of Lytechinus variegatus (green sea urchin), 686 nucleotides long. RefSeq names its product von Willebrand factor-like. Bases 33 to 686 code for a protein of 217 amino acids. The record is from RefSeq and is a predicted model, not a curated record. The transcript has 3 exons. Lineage: Eukaryota; Metazoa; Echinodermata; Echinoidea; Temnopleuroida; Toxopneustidae. Gene Ontology annotation, cellular component: extracellular matrix.
CCAGUGACUGGGAUUAUCGGAUGUGUCGAUAAAUGUCUCAAUUAGACUAUGUAUUCUGUUUGCAGGUUGAUGGAUUAUGUGGAAAUGAUGACGCCCAAAGUCAGCAUAUCUUGGGAAGUGGGGUCGGCGCUACCCCAACUUUCCCUGCCCUCGGUAACACGUACCAGCAUGUAUCUUCAGACUGCACACCAGUCGAUGCUCUUAUCUCACCGCCAGAAAACAGCAUCUCAUGUAACGAUCACUUCGCUAAUACAAGCCAAUUUCAAGACUGUGGGCUGGACAGAUCGAUUUACAAAGGUAUUUGCGACUACGAGAUGUAUGCCUCUCCUACCAACCAAAGCGUCGACCGUGGAGUCUGCUUGGCCCUUGCCGAGCAUUACCGAAUGUGUUCUAUCGUUAAUGGCAACGCUGUAGAUUGGAGGACUUCACACGACUGUGUGGUAUCCUGUCCUGAUGGCAAGGUCUAUGUGGAAAGUGGUGGCCAGUGUCCAAAGACGUGUGAGAAAUCGCAACUAAGUGAAGAUUGCUCUGACCAAGGAGGAGUCGACGGGUGCGAUUGUCCCUCUGAGUUCUUCUGGAAUGAGGAGACUGAUUCAUGUGUUCCAAAGACGGACUGCUUCUGUAUUCAUGAUGGGACUCGUUACGCAAAAGGAGACAUCGCCGACAUCGAAUGCAGCACGUGGUAA